UAGAAUGACGUCAUCCCCGCCAAACGAGCCAUCAUAAACACACAAGGUCGCGGUGAAAGACAGAGAACUUUUAUAUCCGUCCAUUAUAUUUAUAUUACAACGGCCACAAGACAGCUACGACAGCUAGCCAUCUAAAGUCAGAUCUAGCUCCCGAAUCAACAUACCAGCAAACACCAUGAGGGAAGUGAUCAAAAUAAGUUUGGGCCAAGGUGGCGUCCAAAUCAUGCUUGACCAGGAGCCCACGGUGUUCGACGAGGUGAGAACAGGAACAUACCGACAGCUCUUCCACCCGGAGCAGCUCAUAUCAGGUAGUUUAAAAAAACACGAACAAGAUCCUAAUGACCCAAAAUAUGCUGCUUGGAAACAAAAGCCUCAUCCUGAGACACCAACAAAAUAUCACCCUGAUGUGAAGUCACCAGAGCCAGUCAAGGGAAAAGUUUUUGAAAGGAUGCCUUUGAGAGUAGAUCUUGAGGCUGGGAAAAAAUACAUGUUUUGCACAUGUGGAUACAGUAAAACUCAGCCAUUUUGUGAUUCUUCACAUAAAGCACCUAAUUUUAUGUCAACAAGGCCUCAUCAUAUCAGAUAUAGACCAAUGCCUUUUCAAGUGGAAGAAACUAAGGAGUAUUGGCUUUGCAUGUGGAAACAGUCCAAUAAACGCCCUUUUUGUGAUGGCUCUCAUAAGCGUUUAGCUGCUAAAUCCUAAAGCCUUUUAAAAUUUACUAUAAUAUUCCUUUAAAAAGAUUUAAAGCAAAAAAAAAAGUAAUGAGUAUUUAUGAUCAAGUGCAAACUUAAUCCCUAUUGGUUCAUCAAUGUAAAUAUGGUUUUUAAUUUACUUUCUUACUCAUAAGAUUAUUAGGCUACCCUAUGUUUAGUUAAAUACAAUAAGGAGGGCUAUAAGCAUUAAAAAAUCCCUCCCUUUUGUUCUUUGUUCAAUAUUUCAAUUACAGAGCUUGGAAAAGUACUAUACUGAAUGUAUGUUUGCUGUUAUGACUGUUAUGCUAUUGUCGUCAUUUAACCGUUAAUUCAUUUUUUGAAAACUAUUGUUCCAAUAAAAAUGAGCAUCCACUAAAUCUAUCAAAUCAUGCACCAAAUUAUUGUGUUGAUGUUCUGUUGUGCCAUGACUUUCUUAGACUCGUACAUAAUUGAAAAAAACAGUAUUCAAACUGUGAAUAAUGUCUUUCAUUACUGCAAAACGAAUAAAAAAUGCUUUUUUUU
Molecule: messenger RNA, 1215 nt
Organism: Physella acuta
Lineage: Eukaryota; Metazoa; Mollusca; Gastropoda; Physidae
Cellular component (GO): mitochondrion
Molecular function (GO): 2 iron, 2 sulfur cluster binding
Source: RefSeq, a predicted model, not a curated record